Molecule: messenger RNA, 2361 nt
Organism: Vanrija pseudolonga
Lineage: Eukaryota; Fungi; Basidiomycota; Tremellomycetes; Trichosporonales; Trichosporonaceae
Product: Alpha-N-acetylglucosaminidase
Exons: 7
Coding region: 73-2310 (745 amino acids)
Source: RefSeq, a predicted model, not a curated record
GACUGAGGACUCUUUAAGCCUGCGACCACUACCGUCACCGAGGACUCCCAACGCUCCUCUCCACUCACGACCAUGACCACCACUACACCUUGGACACCGGUGGGCGCGGAGCCCAGCGGACCCGGCGCACUCCAGGCGCUCGUGGAGCGCCGUCUCCCCAAAUCCCUGCACGACAAGUUCACGUUUGUGCUCGACGCCAGCGUCGCCAAGGCCGCCCAGUUCGACAGCUACACCGUCUCCUGCAAGGACGGGCACAUCAAAAUCACGAGCGCGACGACGCCGGGCCUCUCGCGCGGCCUGCUGGCCUACCUCCGUACUCUGGGCGGCGACAUCUUCUGGUCCGGGGACACGUUCACCGAGACCCUCGGCGCGAACAUCACCGACGCGGAGCUCAAAGGGGGCGCGUGGGCUGAGAUCCGGUACUUCCUCAACAUUGUAGCGCACAGCUACACGCUCGCGUACUACGACUGGCCAAAGUGGGAGUACCUGCUCGACUGGGCGGCGCUGCACGGCAUCACGAUGCCGCUCGCCGUCGGCGGGCAGGAGCAGAUCUGGCUCGAGGUGUACCGCGACUUUGGCCUCGCCGACGCCGACAUCCUGGAGUACCUCCCCUCGGCGGGGUUCAAGGCGUGGAUGUACAUGGGCAACACGCACGGGUCGUGGACGCAGCGUGUCACGGCAGAGUAUGUCGCCGCGCAGUGGGAGCUGCAGAAGAAGGUCGUGUCGCGGAUGGUCGCUUUCGGCAUGACGCCUGUGCUGCCUGGUUUCAGCGGCUUCGUCCCCGCCGCGCUGCACGACAAGAUUGGUGGGCCAGACUUCCUCCUCGCGUCGCGAUGGAACGACAUGCCGAAUGAAUACAGCUGCAACACGGCCCUCGAACCCACCUGGCCCUCGUGGAACACGGUGCAGACGGCCUUCCUGCGCAAGCAGCAGGCGCUGUACGGCGGGUGGACGUCGCACCACUACUCGGUAGACCUGUACAACGAGCUGCACCCGAGUUCCAUCGAGCCCGAGUACCUCGCGGCCAACGCGCGCGCGACGAUGGACUCGCUCAAGGCCGCCGACGAGCGCGCAGUGUGGGUCAUGCAGGCUUGGUGCUUCCGCGACGACGUGGCCCACUGGCCGCCGUCGGCUGUCAAGGGAUUCCUUAGCGGAACGACGCAGGAGGAGCAUCUCAUCCUCGACCUCGCGGCCGAGCACAUGCCAUUCUGGAACCGCAGCGAGAACUACCACGGCAAGCGCUGGGUGUGGAACACUCUGCACAACUACGGGCAGAACAACAACCUGUUCGGCGCGCUAGAGGAGUACAGCGCCGCGCUGGCCUCUGCGCGCCGCGACGGCGGCAAUCUGGUCGGGAUCGGGCUUACGCCCGAGGGGCUGAACCAGAACGAGAUCGUGUACGAGCGCGCGCUCGACGCAGCAUGGGACGACGCGCCGGCCGACCUCGGCGCGUGGCUCCCCGGCUGGGUGUCCCGGCGAUACCAGCUGCCAAGCGCCACCGUCAGCCCUGCACAUACCGCAUGGAAGGAGCUCGCGGCGUCGGCGUACAGGAGCAACGACGCGCGCGUACAGGGCGUCUACCGCUCCAUCUUCGACAUGGUCCCCGCUGCCUCGGGGAUGCUGGGCAAGGGCACGCACUUCUUCGCGACUAUCAUCCCGUACGACACGGCCCGCGUAGUCCUCGCGCUCGACUGCCUGCUCGCUGCGGCCAAGGAGACGCCGGCGCUCGAGGCCGCCCCGGCGUUCAGCUACGACCUGGUCGACGUCGCGCGGCAGGUGCUAUUAAACGCCGGCGUGGGGCUCUACAAGGCGCUCAUCGCUGCGUGGGAGAAGGGAGACAAGCCGGGCGUGGCGGAGCAUUCCGCCCGUAUCGUCGAACUGCUGCGCGACGUCGACGCCCUGCUCGGCACGGACAAGAACCACCUCCUCGCGCCAUGGAUCGCGGGCGCGCGGUCGUGGGCCGCGACCGACGCCGACGCGGACAAGCUCGAGCUCGACGCGCGUAACCAGAUCCUCCUGUGGGGCACGGGCGCGGCGACGCCGUGGUGCCUCGACCGGUAUGCCGCCAAGCACUGGCACGGCGUCGUGGGCACGGCGUACGCGCGCAGCUGGGAGCUGUUCGGGGAGCAUCUGCUCACGACCACGCCGGACCAGUAUGACUACCCCGCUUGGUGCGCCAAGGUCGAGGCGUACGAGAAGGAGUGGCAGGCUGAGAAGUGGGGAGAGCGUGAGGGCGAGACGUGGGGCACUGUUGGCAAGCCUGUCCAAGUUGCUGUCCGCCUCCGGGCCAAGUGGGCCGAGUGGCUGUGAAGAGCCAGCGUUCACCACCCCCAGCAGUAACGCACCCCUGUACCAACCUAG